Molecule: messenger RNA, 4263 nt
Organism: Moesziomyces aphidis
Lineage: Eukaryota; Fungi; Basidiomycota; Ustilaginomycetes; Ustilaginales; Ustilaginaceae
Source: the annotation of a GenBank genome assembly
AUGGACGGUGAUCCCUCCGGAGGGCGACCGCCUUCCAGAGAUCGCUUGACCAAUUCGUACGACCCUUACUAUCGGAGUGAUGUGCCAGCCCGCUACGAUCCACUCCGCUCGCGUCCACAUCCGGACGACGCACGGCGCUACUCGCGUCUCGAUCCGGACCCGCCGCCUCAACCCUCGCGUCCCCAUGCUCCGUGGCCAGACCGCGAUCCCAACCAAGCGCAGUUUGGCCUGCGCGAGGCGCCGCCUGCCCGAACGACCCUUCCGUAUCAUCGGCUCGCCGAUCCGAUGGGUGCUCGAUCCGCGCCGUUUCCCCCGACGGAUCUUCCUCAUUCCUCGCGCCCGAUGCAUGCCGAUGACUACUACGCACCACGUCCUACCACCCGUCAUCCAUUGCAGGAAGGCGCCGUCGUCUCACACCUUCACAACCCUCGCUUGACUCGUCUAGAAAGCGAAUCGCACCUCAACGAUCCCCGCGCGAGCGGCGCCUUUGUGGCACCAGAGCCGCGCGACCUUCACCGGGCCUCGAGACCUUCGUCGGGAGAUCCGAACUACGCUGACGCUCCACUCUACCCUGCAAGACCAUCAGCUGCCCAUUCGUCCGACUUUAGGACCGAAGCUCCGCUUGCCCGAGCGUCGUCCCCGCUUGCUUUGACGCUCAACUAUCCAAGCGCACCCCCGCCGCGCCGCAUCAGCGAUUCGUCUGACGCGCUUAUCGUCGACUCCUUAGAUGCAUCCUUUCAUCGUGACAAGAGGGCCAGGCUUGAAGCCUUCUCCGACAGAGCUCCGGCGAGCUCAUCCAUGUUGCAACCGCCUCAAUACCGUACAGCUCCCUCCCGCCGCCCGAUGCCUUCCGCAGCGGAAGACUGGUCGGACAGUCCCGACCUUCGAGAUCGCCGCCGCUCUCGCGACCCCAUUGACACGCCUUACCAUGGCGACAUGCCGUCGAGCAGAAACGCUCGAACCAUCGACUGGGUCGAUCCCGAAAGGGGACAGCUGAGCCGACGCACCUCUGGCGUCUCGUACCAGACUUUGGAAUCGGGCAACGACCGCAAUGAGGCAUCCGCCUUCAACGGCCAAUCGAGCAAGGUCAAGAGGCGCAAGCGGGCCGUGCUGAGCUGCACGGAAUGCAAGCAGCGCAAGAUCAAAUGUGAUCGCAACGUGCCAAACUGCGGGAGCUGCGUUCGUCGUGGUGUCGCCCACCUCUGCCGCUGGGGCGACGAACGCGACUUUCUCCCGGCAGCUCCUGCCAGCAACAUCACACCAUCCAACGCCGCACUCAUGGCGAGGAUUGCUCAGCUGGAAUCGCAAAUCAGCGUUUUGCAAUCCUCCUCGUCUUCUCCCUCGGCCGCCAACGACCACGCCCCAUCGGAACGCAACACCGAUCGCCACGCCUUGGACAAGCAUGACCAUGCCGCUACCUCCUCCGGAAGCCGCUCGUCUCGCUUCAGCGGCCCGUCCAGCAUCCAGAAUCCGCCUGACUUCACCAGCCGCGAACGCAAGGCCUACAUCGAGCACGCCCGCAGCGCUUCUGGUCCCACGCGCGGACACGGCGAUGACGACGACAUGGAAGAAGAUCAGAGCGACCAAAGCGAGGGCACGGACAGCGCCGAAUCCGGCGCCGAGAACGCCGGCGACCUGCUCCAGGCUCUCGCACGCGGGACAUCGCUCAAAAGACGCCGUCGCGGCGUGCAUUCCACUUCUGACGCCGGCGUAUCGUCUAUGCGAGGCGGGCCUGAUGUGCAGCAGAUGCAAAGGGAUCACUCGACUUUCAAGCAAGACGUGAGCUUCAAUCGCUCCAUCGAGGACGGCAAGGAAGUUGACCAGGAGGGGAUGCCUUCCUCGACCGCGCCCAGAAGGACCUCCGAUAUGUCGGAAGAGAAUUUUACUUCUGCAGCUACCUUCGACAUGUUCGCCUCGAGCCUUGAUGGCAAAGACCAGAGCGACCCCAAGGCAGAUCUUCUAGCCGCUUUGGAGCUGCUACCCUCACGGACCAAGACGAAAGGGCUGAUCGAACUUUACUUGCGAGAAGCUGAACCAAUUGUGCAGUCCAUCCACCAGCCUUCGCUACUGCGGCAGUACGAUCAGCUCUGCACCACAGUCGAUCAUCUCAAGUCGGCCGACAACACGGGCGCAGCCCACGUAUCGCUGCCGGAUCUUCAGUUUGCAGCGCUGGUCCUUGCCAUCUGCGAAGGUGCUUGCGAGUUCAUGACGCCAAAAGAGGUGCUCGAGAGCGGAAUUGGGAAAUCUCGCAAUUCGAUCAACAGCCAGCUCAUCUUGCUAGGUCGAACAAGUCUCGCCUUGCUGGGCAAAGCCAAGUUCGUACGUUCGCCCAACGUUUGGGGACUGCAAACCAUCAUCGCCUUGCGCCACUUUUGCUUUAACCGCGAUCAUCGUGAGGAGUAUAUCAUCCUCUAUACCAUGGCCAUCAAGGCGGCCGAGAUGCUCGGACUGCAUCGCCUCGGCUCGGCUCUGGUGGAUGAAGAGCGUUGGGAGGAGGAGAGCCAGUCUGCGACAAGGACUGUUGGCGAUUCGCGCGAUCCCGCUUCAACUACGUCGCACAGGUGGAAAAUGCUUACCUCAACGCGGAUCCAGGACGGAGCCGAGACUGACUCGGAAGGUGAAGAUCUCGAUCCGGACCGGUCGCAGAGGCGGGAUCUGAACGCCAUGUGGCUUCCUCGCGGCUCCAGGCGCAGGAACUGGGAAAUUGCAGCGGCCAAACGCUACAAGGACGGCAGCCGUGUUGACCGCGAAGUGGGGCGCAAGGUAUGGUUCGCCUUCGCAACCAUGGACUGGCAUUGCGCCGCCCAUUUCGACCGCUGCUAUUCCUGCAAGGAUGAGAUGUUCUCGACGCAGAGCCCACAGAACAUCGACGAUGCUGACGUCACAGACAGCGAGUCUCUUGGGCUGGAUCCAAUCAAGCCGACCAAUAUGCCACGCCGCCACACUUCACGAUUCCUCGAAUGCAUCCGCACCGUGGACGUGCCUACGACCAACAGCUUCAUCCCGAUCCACAUCGAAAUUUGCCACACGGUACGCAGCAUCGCGGACGCGCAAAACCUCGGCGACGAAUCCUUCGAAACGGUUCUGGCGAUCGAAGCACGCUUCCGCGAGAUCUUACGGUCGCUGCCGCGCUUCUUCCGUCUGGAUGGGCAGAGCGAAUACGAUCCCGAGGUGCACAGGUAUCACCGCGAGAGGCCCUAUUUGUCGUUCCAGAGGGCCGUGAUCCACGCUUAUGUCCACCAUCGGCUCCUCAAGCUGCAUCGGCUCUACAUGAGUCGCGGCUACUGGAACCCCAAGUACAUCCACUCCACCCGGACGUGCAUUGAGAGUGCGCGCGUGGUGAUUGGCGUGCUGCGGGCGCUCGACCAUGUGGGCUGCCGGGGGCAGCGCUACUGGAUCUUCAAGUUCAACAUCUUUCACGCGGUCUUGGCGCUGCAAGUCGACCUUCUGUACCUGGCGCGGCUGCCAGUCAGUCGAGAAAUCCUGGCCAAGCGCGCCGACGUCGUGUCCGGCCUCAAGAUGCUGCAUGCGCGAACGGAUGUCGAGGGUCGUAAUCCGUUGCUUGCUUCGUCUCUCAAGGUCAUCAAGGUGCUCAGCGAGGAGGAAAAGGCGCGACGAACCAAGAACGAGGCAAGCUCGGAAGCAGCAGCCGACUCCGAAGUGGCCGCCGCUGCGUCCAGCUCACCCGGCGACGGUUCGUCUUCGACAAGGAAGAGCAAAUCGCGCGGCUGGACGGGGGCGUCCGAAUCGACGGGUGACCUGGCCGAGCAUCUGGAGCGGCGGAUUCAGGAGACCUGGUGCACGGUCGAGGUCGAGAGUCUUCGCGCACGGACUGAAGCAAACAGCGAUGUUGUAGCCGAGGCAAGCCCGAAAAACGCAUUGAACCGUCCGCUCGCGGCGAUCUCGAGGACUCCCUCUACGGAAGACGGAUCUUCGCUGCACACUGUCGAGUCGGAUGCCAAGCUGGCUGAUCUGGGUCCAGCUGCCGACCUUGCCGACAUGCGGGAUAAGGUAUUGCCAGGUCAGGAAAGGCGCGAUUCGGAGCUCGAAGACUACCUCAAGCUGCUCUCGUCGUAUCAAAAUCCAGAUGAUGCUCCGGACGGCGCGCACUUCUUCGACGUUCUCGAUGAUCUUGCCUACCAGAAAGAUCCCUCUGCUAAGCUGCCCACAACGCGCGACGCGGUUCAACCCUUGCCACUGCUGCGCACUCCCGAUGAUCUCGCUGUUGCCGGCGCGGGAUUCGACGCCUUCACGGCAGCCUAA